Messenger RNA from Stegastes partitus (bicolor damselfish), 4034 nucleotides. RefSeq names its product G protein-coupled receptor 155a (gene gpr155a). Bases 232 to 2706 code for a protein of 824 amino acids. NCBI's taxonomy places the organism in Eukaryota, Metazoa, Chordata, Actinopteri, Pomacentridae. The transcript is spliced from 16 exons. Gene Ontology annotation, cellular component: membrane. The record is from RefSeq and is a predicted model, not a curated record. Gene Ontology annotation, biological process: transmembrane transport; negative regulation of BMP signaling pathway; intracellular signal transduction.
UUUGAGCGCUACGCAAACAUGCGUCGUUAGUUUAGCGUUAUUUCAACAAGUUAUUGACAGGAGAAGGUAAACUUUGCUCAUGUGAGCUGCGCCUCCACGGCUCUGGUGAGACGUUAGCUAGCAGGCUAACUCUUUAGCUUCCCCCACAAGUAUGACUGACACAUGAGGGGACACGGCCGCUGUCAGAGAGUGUCUGGCCCUGCCGGACAUUAACAUGACCACAAACCCUCCAUGACAGCUGACACCACAGGGAGGACGAUGGAGGCGCCGACCACAGCCAGCAGCUUCAACGUGUCCUACGGGGACCAGGAGGAGUCCUCUGCUAUCUCCUCCAUGUCCAUAGACAAGCUCUUCCCUGCUCUGCUCGAGUGCUUUGGGAUCAUACUGUGCGGGUACAUAGCAGGCAGGGCAAACAUCAUCACCUCCACCCAGGCCAAAGGACUGGGGAACUUUGUGUCCAAGUUUGCUCUGCCGGCACUGCUGUUCAAGAACAUGGUGCAGCUGGACUUUGGGAAUGUCAUCUGGCCUUUCCUCUGGAGCAUCCUCAUCGCCAAAGUGUCUGUCUUCGUCAUUGUCUGCGUCCUCACGCUCAUAGUGGCCAGUCCUGACAGCCGCUACAGCAAGGCAGGGCUCUUCUCCAUAUUUGCCACCCAAAGCAACGACUUUGCUUUGGGAUAUCCUAUAGUUGAGGCCCUAUACAAGAGCACGUACCCAGAGUACCUCCAGUACAUCUACCUGGUGGCUCCGGUCUCCCUGAUGUUUCUAAACCCCAUCGGCUUUGGCUUCUGCGAGAUCCAGAAGUGGAAGGAUCAGGGAAACCACCAACAGAGCAAACUACUGAUCGUGGGACUUGUAGUUUUACAAGUCUUAAAGAACCCCAUCGUGUUCAUGGUUAUGAUCGGCAUCAUUGCCCACUUUGUCCUGCACCAGACAGUUCCUGCCUUCAUGGCUGAGUUUGUGGACGGCUUGGCCAACUCAUUCGGGGGAGCAGCUCUGUUCUACUUGGGUCUGACCAUGGUGGGCCAGUUGAGGAAAUUAACCAAAUCCACAGUCGUGACACUGAUAUUGCUCCUUACAGCCAAACUACUGCUAAUGCCCCUGAUUUGUAAGGACAUGGUGGACCUGUUGGACAACAGCAACACCAGCGCUUUGAACCACUCCAGCCUUUCCGAUUAUGCCUUUCUGUAUGGAGUGUUUCCCACUGCGCCCAGCGUGGCCAUCUACGCCGUCUAUUACAAUGCAGAGCUAGAAGUUGUAGCCUCAGGGAUGGUGAUCAGCACAUUUCUCUCAGCUCCGAUAAUGUAUGUUUCGGCCUGGUUGCUUACAAUGCAUUGGAUGGAUCCUCAGCUUUUAAUGAAUUCCCUCCAGAAUGUCAGCUUUAACAUAAGCAUAGUGAGCUUGGUUGCACUGGUGUGGACAAUUCCUGUCAUGUUUUUAAGUAAGAAAUUCAAGAGGCUACCUCACAUGUUUACAGUCAACCUUUUCUUGGCACAGUUUCUAACUUGCAUCGGGAUGAUUCUGUGGAACUUUGUGGUGAAGGGAGACAGCUUCAUCUGGCAGGUCGUGACUUUCUCAGUCUUGUGUACCUCACUCUACAGCACCUAUAUGUGGCCAGGUUUAAUAGCACUUUCAAUUGUGCUCUUAAAAAGGUCUGAGGAACAGAAAGUUUCACCAGGCAUGUUGAUGAUUGCAGGCUGGGGAAUUCCAGCUUUAGCAACAGCUGUUUUGCUCAUCUUCGGGGAGAAAAUGCCCGACACAAUUGAUGCAUCUUACUUCUAUGGCAAACCACAGAUAAUUUGCACCACACUUCUAAUCACCUUCAGCAUAAUCCUGGGAGGAGGCUCUCUUGUGUGUCUCAGUAGAGGAAGCUGGGCUCAUAAUGACCAAAACCAAGAAGAAAACUCCUCGUUUGAAGAGGAUCUUUUGACUGAAGAACCAGAAAACCAGACUUUGUUUGAGCCAGCUCCUCCAUCAGGAGAACUCAACAGAGCGUGCCUCAUAUGUGACUGUGAGCCAACCCAGCCCAUGCCUGAUAUGAUCAUCAGCACCAACAGGAAUAACCCACCAACCACACUUGCAGGUCAGUGUGAGAGCGGGUGUGAGUCGACAGACUGCCUCCUCGUCCAAGUGGAGGAGCUCCAACAGGUUGCAGACAGACAAGAGACCCGUCAUCUGCUCAUAUGUGUGCUUCUGACUGUCAGCCUGCUUGCUAACCUGUCUAGCUGCUUGUGGUUGCUCUUUAACCGUGAUCCUGGCAGACUCUACCUUGAGCUGCUGUUCUUCUGUGCUGUAGCCAACUACGGGCAGGGACUUCUCUCCUUUGCUCUCUUUGGGCUGGACAAGCAUUUGAUUUUACUGCCAUUUAAAAAGAGGUUAUACAGUCUAUGGUAUGGAAAGAAGCAAGAAGAGCAGCCGCAGAUGGAUUUACCUGAAGACAUCAGGAUGACCUGCACCCAGUUCACCAGAUACCACAAACAACAGUGUUUUCAUGACAUCGUAAAAAAGAGAAGGUGUGGGAAGCAGACUGUGGUGGACUGUUUUCUUGGCUGUGAACUUGUGGAGUGGCUUCAGCAGGUGGGCUUGGCUCAGGACCGCGGGGAGGCGGCGCUCUAUGGGACGCGGUUGCAGCAGGGUGGGGUUCUCCAGCACAUCAAGGACGAAUACAGCUUCCAAGACAGUCCCCUCUAUUACCGCUUCAUGACAUAAUACACAAGGGCCAGAGCUGACACUUUUCUUUAUCCCUAAAGCAAAUGGCAUUUCAUUUCAAACAGGGAAUUACUUCUUGUCCAACCCUGUGCUGUACAGUAUUUCACAAUGCACUGUUGUGCGGUGCAACAGUACAGGAGGGUGCUGGAAUAAGCCACACCUGACUGACUGAUGAUGUGUGUGUUCAGAAGUGUAACACACUGUCAAACCAAGCAGGCCUGUGGCCACUAUGCACUGUGUGGACUUAAAGGGAAUUAGUUCUUUUUCUUUUCCUUUUUUAAAUCAACCCGGGUUUUUUUAGUAAACAUUUUAUUCACCAGGUUUAUUCCUGGGUUGUGGAGUUUUAGCCAUGAUGCAGAUGAACAAUGUUUAGCCAUACUUUUUGAACAUUUAUUCAGAGGUGAAGCUUAAUGGACACACCAUAAUAAAAAUACUGCAGCCACACCUGCUGUUAAGUGCAAUACGUUUCCUCAAAAUCAGGAAGUCAGUCUUCAGAUUGUACUGGACGUGUACAACAGGGAGACUUAAUUAAUUUAACAUGUGCCAGGUAAUGUGUAACACUGGAUUUAGUAACAAGGCUUUACUCAUCUUAAGCGGUGAAGCAAGAUGUUAAAAUGAGACGGGUUUUUUUUGCUUGCUGGUUCAUGCAGUUUAUGUGAUUUGACUCUGUUGUCUUGCUUCAUGCCAUUGUGUGAGUGAUGAAGCACAGAGAGGUGUUCUCCUAAAACAAAUCUGUGGUUAUUCUGCUCAGUGCGUUGUUUGCUGUAAUGGGACACCUCUGCGUCCAUUAUCAAUGUUUUACCAAAGCUACUCACCAAAGGAAUAAAGGGAAGAUGGGGAAGAUUUCUCAUGUAGUUCGUAGCGUUUGUUUAGUGAGUUUAAGCAGCUAAUGUAGCAUUAAGCACAAGCAAUGUUGCUCUGGUAACCUGCAGUUUAAUAUGACUUUGCAUUGAUUGUUCAACAGUGUUUACACUGUUACCAGGACUACGUUGUCCCAGUACACCAUUUUAAAAACGACUGGCCAGUUGUGGACAAAAGGUCUUGUUCAUGUUUCUAUGUUAAUUAUUUAUUUACAACAAAAGAAAAUUGUCAUUUAAAAAAAAUUAAAAUGUUAAAAUAUGCAGAACAAAAUGUAGUGACAUGUCUCAAGGGCUGAAUAUGCGAAGGUGCUUGUACUCAUGUUCAUCUGGACUUGAAACUUUUUUUUUUUGUAAAUUCUCUUUCAUAUAAUCCUUAGAAACUCAAGAGUCGGAGCUGCUGUUAUUCAUCUUUACCUCACACAGUUGUGUAAUUAAAGAUAAAAUGCCUGUGGCUUUUUUAAGAGUGAA